AGCAAAAGCGAAGCCUCUACGCAGGCCAGUGGGUUUUUCGUCAACCAGUGAAGAGUUGGGAGGUCUGUGAAAAGGGCCGUCUGUCAGCUGCAUCUCGCUCUGCACUCACUCUGUGCAGGAGGAGCACAUCGGGCGAUGCCUUCCAGAGCAGCACCACGCGACCGGGUGUCAGAUUGACCUUAACGGAGCCGUUUUUUUACCCCCCUGCGGAGUGGAACUGAAUAUACGAAAAGGGAUCUCUUUGCUUCAAUGUGUGUGACACAGGAGUCUGGUGUUUUCCAUUGUCAAACACGUACCAGAUGACCAUCCUUGAGUCAACCCUGAUUCACAGCGAAGCGAAGUUGCAGGUAAAGGGUCUGUGCGUACUGAUGUUCCUGAGCUUCACCCUGACCAUGGCCGAGGUCCCAGGUCCAUGCAGACACUCCAUCACCAGGGAGCACCUGCUGACGGUCAGGCAUCUGAUGGACAACCAGUUGCGAAGCGGGUGCACGAUAACCUACACGCUCAUAGAACGGCGGAGUCUGAGCAAGUGUUGCUUCGUGAAAGCCGCUCUGCCCUGGAUCCUGGAGCUCCUCACCACCCACUUCAAGUACGCCCGGGGUUCAGUCAACGACGGCUACGUCCAGUCGCUGAGAGCGCUCAUCCUCAACAUCUACUCUCAGAAAUGCGUGCCUCAGAUAAACGAGGAGGUCGAGGACAAGCCAGAGAGCUUUGAGACGCUCCACAGAGGGUCCACCUCGGAGGCGCUGCAGAGGGCUUCGGAGGUGCUGUCCGCCUACUGGGAGCUGGUGACGACCAGCGACGCGGCGGUCGACUGGAGGUGCCAGCACGAGUACACGGACGCCUUUGGCUCCACCACAGAGCUCUACACCGAGUCCCCCACGCCGUAUUUUACAGACGGUUACAGUAGCAGCUCGGCGAAGGCCUCGCACAGAAGGCCGGUCAGAGACAUGUACAUGCUCGGCUUCAUCCUGGUCUCCGUCUGCGGACUGCUACUGAUACUCACCCUCUACUGUUUCAUCACACAAAAGCAGAUAACUCACAACGGCCACAGAUCAAGACCACAUCCGAACUCAAGAGCCCGGCAGGACGUGGAGAUGGAGCCGCAAUAAUGUGAGUAUUGCGUUUAAAAGGCUGCGACAUCUGGAGCAACACCUGCGUCGGCCUCAGUGGCCGCAGUGCACAUCCGUCAUUGAUAUUCUUUGCAUCCUCGUUAUUCCCUCCCCGGGCGGUAAAGAGCGGAGCGGCGGCGGACGGAGAACCUGAGAAGCUGCACAUUCCUUCGAUCGUGAACAAGUUUUUCACGUCUGUGUUGUGUGUUUGUUGUGUGUCGUGCUCACCGUUUUAACUGCGAAGCUUGGCUUUGACUGAGAACAAAUCUGGUCCUUAUUUUAAAUAACAUGGUAUGUAUAUUAUGUAUUUGCAGAUAUCUUUUCCACUAAAGGCAAAAGUUUUAUUUUUACACAUUUGUGUGUUGAACUGCGUGCGUCCAUUUGCUACCACUUAACCAACUGUUUUGUAAUGUUGUGUGCCAAACAUUUCCACAAGUUAUUUAUUAGUUUGACUCUAUUCAACCACUGUAUUGAUAAUAAAGCUUCAGUCGAUAUCAAAUCCCCA
Molecule: messenger RNA, 1617 nt
Organism: Gasterosteus aculeatus aculeatus (three-spined stickleback)
Lineage: Eukaryota; Metazoa; Chordata; Actinopteri; Perciformes; Gasterosteidae
Source: RefSeq, a predicted model, not a curated record